Geodia barretti is the source of this 729-nucleotide messenger RNA. The record is from the annotation of a GenBank genome assembly. NCBI's taxonomy places the organism in Eukaryota, Metazoa, Porifera, Demospongiae, Tetractinellida, Geodiidae.
CUGAAUACGAAUGCAACCAUGGCUACAUACUGUCUGGAGGCAGAGUACGGAGAUGUGGACUAAAUGGCAUAUGGGGCGGAGAGGCACCCACAUGCAUACGGCCUCCACCUUCAGAGAUUGACUGUGGACAGCCACCCUUCUUACCGAAUGGGCAGUUCACCCUCUCAACGGGCACCAUUGGAGGGUCGCGUGCCACCUACACUUGCUUCAGAGGCUACAGGAUCGUGGGGAGCACAACUCGCACGUGUCUCGCCACUGGGCAGUGGUCUCGGGAAUCUAUCAGCUGCAGAAUCAUCGAUUGUGGCAUUCUCCCUCCCAUCCCCAACGGUGGAGUCACAACCACUGGGACUGAGAUUGAUGCCCAGGCAACUUACAGCUGCAACGGAGGGUUUGUAUUGCAGGGGGUAGAGAUACGAAUCUGCCAGGGGAACGGCCUUUGGUCAGUCGAGGCUCCUUCUUGCAUCCCAAGACAAGUGUUCACUUGUGUAGAGCUGGAGGCUCCAGAAAACGGCGAGGUAUCGGUGUCAGGGUUAACCGUGGGCUCUGUGGCAAGCUACCGCUGCAACAAUGGCUUCAUUCUGGUUGGAACUACCUCCAGAAGAUGCCACGAAGGGGCCCGUGGUGGAUGGACAGGAAACGCUCCAACCUGCCAACGUGUUGACUGUGGUCUGCUAGAGCCACCGCAGAACGGUCAGGUAAUGGUGAUGGGUACAACGCUCGGCUCACGGG